UCACUGUGUUUCAGUGGGUCACAAAGACUUGAAAGGAGCGAGAACGACAUGCAUGUUCAGGUAGUCCCCAGGUAGCACAUAAGAUUUGCUGGAUCUUACAUGCCACGGCGACAUUUGUUUUUGCGUCUUUCUGUGGGAAUGAAAGCAGAGGCACGGCACUGAAUGUGUCACACAGGUGCGCAGCACAGACGGCUGCUAUAAAAGGGACGAUGGGGCAGGAAGAAAUGCAUCCGAACCACACAACUCCCCAUAUUUCACCAGUACCCAGCAAACCUGUAUUUCCUGGUUACUAUUCACUCAUCCCUUUGGUUGUGCUCAUACUGAUUGGAUGCAUAGUGGCAGUGGUUGUUUAUAUCAGAAGAAAAAUGAGAUUGGAUGAUUUGCGGCAUAGGUUGAUUCCUUUGUACAGCUAUGACCCUGCUGAGGAACAGGAAGACUGGGGUGAUGCUGGCAGGGAGGAUGAGGAUGCGGCGCUCAAUGAACCUUUGUACAAGGCGGCACAGCUCACCAUUUCCUCUGGCUCGCAACAUGAUCACAAAUUUCAGAAGAAACUCAUUUAGGCAAAUAAAUCUUUAUUUGCUCUACAUGCUGCACAGCAGCAGCUUGUUGCCUGGAUUCAAAGUGUAUAUAGAGGUUGUGGUUGAAAUGUGACUUAAAGCAAACACCAGAUGG
Neolamprologus brichardi is the source of this 672-nucleotide messenger RNA. RefSeq lists its product as uncharacterized. NCBI's taxonomy places the organism in Eukaryota, Metazoa, Chordata, Actinopteri, Cichliformes, Cichlidae. The record is from RefSeq and is a predicted model, not a curated record.